Oncorhynchus tshawytscha (Chinook salmon) is the source of this 4757-nucleotide messenger RNA. RefSeq names its product solute carrier family 12 member 1 (gene slc12a1). The coding region runs from base 336 to 3473 and encodes 1045 amino acids. Gene Ontology annotation, biological process: sodium ion homeostasis; chloride transmembrane transport; sodium ion transmembrane transport. The record is from RefSeq and is a predicted model, not a curated record. Gene Ontology annotation, molecular function: sodium:potassium:chloride symporter activity. NCBI's taxonomy places the organism in Eukaryota, Metazoa, Chordata, Actinopteri, Salmoniformes, Salmonidae. The transcript has 26 exons. Gene Ontology annotation, cellular component: membrane.
AGAACCGCUGGUUCAGCCAAUGGCUGAGUCCCAGGCAGAGCCCAGCAUAGGGGCCAGGAGGAUAUAAAGCUGGGGUGGCAGAGCCAACCUCAGCCUAUAUGACAGGUCUAUAGGUCAGCUCUGGACCUACACAAGGAUUUAACUAAACAGAAUCAGAUGAACCAACACUAGUCUGUCAUACCAGCGCUCCAAACCCAUAGCUGCCGAUUGCUUCUGAUACUUAGACAGUCUCUAGGCCCUGACCAGGGGACUGAAGGACCUCAGUAUUCCUUUUCUGUAGUGUUUGACCUGUAGAAGCCAGUAGGUGUGAGGAGCCUGUAUUUACAGCCAGUCUGAUGGAGAAUGAUGCCUAUGACAGGAUCGGGGACGAACCCCCUAACUACGAGGAGACGUCUUUCUCCGGUGGUACCACCUCUAACGGUAAUGGGACUGGUAACGGAGAGCACCGGGCCGUCCGUCCGUCCGUGGUCAGUGCGUUUGGUCAUGACACGCUGGACCGCGUGCCCAACAUCGACUUCUACCGGAAUGCUGGGAGUGUAAGCGGUAACCGUGCGGUCCGACCAUCCCUGCAGGAGCUCCACGAUGUCUUCCAGAAGAAUGGAAGGAUCUCAGUGACGAACACGGUGGAGGAUAGAGAGGGGAGCGACGGGACGCCGUCGGACGAUGUGGAGUCUGUCAUUCCCCUGGACAACAAAGAUGGAACCGUGAGGUUCGGCUGGAUAAAGGGAGUCCUGGUGAGAUGUAUGUUGAACAUCUGGGGUGUGAUGCUGUUCAUCCGUCUGUCCUGGGUGUUUGGACAGGCCGGCUGGGGUCUGGGCAUUGUGGUCAUUGCUCUGAGCUGUGUGGUGACCACCGUCACAGGUCUCUCCAUGUCUGCUAUCUGCACCAAUGGAGUGGUACGAGGAGGAGGGGCGUACUACCUGAUAUCACGUAGUCUGGGACCAGAGUUUGGCGGUUCCAUUGGUCUCAUCUUCGCCUUCGCUAACGCUGUUGCCGUGGCGAUGUACGUGGUGGGCUUCGCAGAGACUGUGGUUGACCUACUCAAGGAAAACAAUGCCAUUAUGAUAGAUGAGCUGAAUGACAUCAGGAUCAUCGGCUGUAUCUCGGUGGUACUGCUGCUGGGGAUCUCAGUGGCCGGGAUGGAGUGGGAGGCCAAGGCCCAGAUCGGUUUGCUGAUCAUCCUCCUGGUAGCCAUCGUCAACGUCUUCGUAGGAACUGGCAUCCCAGCCUCCACCGACAAAAAGUCCAAAGGAUUCUUUAACUAUGACGCCAAAAUAUUUAUGGAGAACUUACCGCCGGACUUCCGAGAUGGAGAGACGUUCUUCUCUGUGUUCGCCAUCUUCUUCCCUGCUGCCACGGGUAUCCUGGCCGGAGCUAACAUCUCUGGAGACCUGAAGGAUCCCCAGGAUGCUCUCCCUAAAGGAACCCUGCUGGCCAUCCUCAUCACUGGAGUCACAUACCUGGGAGUCGCCCUCUGUGUCUCUGCCACGGUGGUGCGUGAUGCAACAGGAAACAUCAACGACACCAUUGCCACAGGGAUGGACAUGUUCUGUAACGGUACCAACACUGCUGCCUGUGAGCAGGGAUGGAACUUCUCCUCCUGUGAUGUCAGCAGCUGCAAGUUUGGCUCCAUGAACAACUUCCAGGUGAUGACCAUGGUGUCAGGGUUCGGUCCUCUCAUCACAGCAGGAACCUUCUCUGCCACCCUCUCCUCCGCCCUCGCCUCCCUCGUCAGCGCACCCAAAGUCUUUCAGGCUCUGUGUAAAGACAACAUCUACACUGCACUGAAGUUCUUCGCCAAGGGACACGGCAAGAACAACGAGCCAAUCAGAGGCUACGUUCUGACUUUCAUCAUCGCUGUCGCCUUCAUAAUCAUCGCCGAUCUGAACGUCAUCGCGCCCAUCAUCUCCAACUUCUUCCUGGCAUCGUACGCCCUCAUCAACUUCUCCUGCUUCCACGCUUCAUACGCUAAGUCCCCAGGCUGGAGGCCAGCGUACAGGUACUACAACAUGUGGUUGUCUCUGUUUGGAGCGGUGCUCUGCUGUGGUGUGAUGUUUGUCAUCAACUGGUGGGCUGCUCUCCUCACCUACGCAAUCGAGAUCUUCCUAUAUGUCUACGUCACUGUCAAGAAGCCAAAUGUGAACUGGGGCUCGUCCACUCAGGCCGUGACGUUUGUCAGCGCGGUCAACAACGCUCUGUCACUGACCGGAGUAGAGGACCAUGUUAAGAACUUCAGACCUCAGUGUAUGGUGCUGACAGGAGCACCUAAGAACAGACCGGCACUCCUGGACCUGGCUCAUUGUUUCACUAAGAACUACGGACUCUGUCUCACAUGUGAAGUCUUUGUGGGCCCCAGAACAGAGACAUUGACAGAUGUGAACGCUGGAAUGGAGAAGAACCAGAUGUGGCUGAAUAAGAAGAAGAGAAAAGCCUUCUAUGCUGCAGUGGCCUGUGACUCCUUCAGACAGGGAACUGAGAACCUCAUGCAGGCAUCAGGUCUGGGUCGUCUGAAACCCAACAUUCUGAUGAUGGGCUUCAAGAAGGACUGGAGGACAGCAGACACAGCUGGCGUACAGAGCUAUGUAGGAGUACUGCACGAUGCAUUUGACUUUGAGUACGGAACUGUGGUACUAAGGAUGAACCAGGGACUGGACAUCUCACACAUCAUAAAGGCUCAGGAGGAGAUGGAGAGAGAAGCCCAGGAGCAGAAGGAUCUGGAGAAAGAAGAGCUGGCUGAGGAGAAUAAGGGGAAAUCCAUCUUCAGGAAGUCACGGAACUUAUCUACACAAGGUCUCACUUCCAGAGCAUCAGUGACGACCCCCCAGUCUCCCCAGGUAGUGGUGGUGAAUGAAAGGCUGGUGUCCACCAGCACUCAGUUCCAGAGGAAACAGGGCAAAGGAACCAUCGAUGUCUGGUGGAUGUUUGAUGACGGAGGUCUAACCCUACUGCUGCCCUACAUCCUGACAACCCGUAAGAAGUUCAAGGACUGUAAGAUGAGGAUCUUCAUCGCUGGCCAGCCGGGACGUGUCGAGCAGGACAGGCAUGAGAUGAAGUCUCUGCUGGAGAAGUUCAGGAUCAAAUAUGCAGACAUCCACGUCAUCGACGACAUCACCCAAAACCCCAACUCUAACAGCUGGAAGAUGUUUGAGGACAUGAUUGAGCCGUUCCGUCUUCACGAGGGGUCAAAGAGCACCACCCUGGCCGAGGCUCUGAGGAAAGACAACCCCUGGAAGAUCUCUGACGCCGAGCUGGACACCUUCGAGGAAAAGACCAACCUCCAGGUCAGGCUGAAUGAACUACUGCAGGAGAACUCCCGAGCUGCCAACCUCAUCAUAGUGAGUAUGCCCAUCGCCCGUCUAGGCUCAGUCUCUGACCACCUCUACAUGGCCUGGUUGGACAUCCUCACCAAGAACCUCCCUCCCACCAUGUUGAUCAGAGGCAACCACAAGAGCGUCCUCACCUUCUACUCAUAGACCGACCCUCUCAGCAGUCACUAGAUGGCCACAAGGGACAACCAAGGCACUUUCAUCAAUAUCCAGGAGUUAGUUGCUAUCAGUUUAAAUGAAAAGGUGAUGGUUAGAGAUAAGGUUAUGGGAAAGGUUAAAGGUUAGAAAGUGAGGCUCUUCCAUCUUGUCUAGCAUGACCAAAUAGUGAUGACACAACACAGACAUAUGGACUCAGGGAUAUAUGGGCACAAGGACCGGACACUGCCUGGGAUGGGUCAAUUACACUGCCUGGGAUGGGUCAAUUACACUGCCAGUGCCUAUGCUGCCCCCCGUUGGAAUUGUACAUGUGGUGCAUAAUUAGGGGUCCAAACCCUGAAUCGGGCCGGAAAACUCUUAUUGUUAUAUAUAUUAGUCAUGUAACAGAUGCUCUUAUCCAGAGCAACUUACAGUUAGUGUCUUGUUAAGGAUAUUAUUAUUCUGACAUAUUAUUAUUAUUAUUCCAAUUUUAAGAGAGCUAUAGUGCUUAAAUAGUUCGACCUACAGAGACCAAACUUGGAGGGAUGGUGUAAAUUGGUGACCCAAUACAUCUGGUAAAUCUUUGGUAUUUGACACAGAGUGGGACUGGGAUGUUAGAUAACAGACUGGUCCCAGGCUAGUUGGAGCCCCCUGCUGGCUAUGCAUCUCAAUACGGUAUACUUUUUCCUUAAAUGUGCACUUGUCCACUACCCACAUAGUGGUCCUCUGUAGCACAGUUGGUAGAGCAUGGUGCUUGCAAUGCCAGGAUAGUGGGUUUGAUAUCCGUGACCAUUCAUAUGUAAAACAUUUUUGGCACGCAUGACAGUAAGUUGCUUUAGAUAUAAGUGUCUGAUAAAUGGCAUAAAUGAUAUUAUUCUAUAUUAUGAGAUUGGUCUAAGAGCAAAAGAUUGAGUCAAGACCAGAACCUGUAGUUCAUAGAUACAGACUCCUCCAUAGUUCUCAACCCUGAGGCCGGCAUGGGCUAGUCCCUUCAUCUUGUACAUGCCAACCCAUGGUGGCCCAGGUUCAAAUCCCACCACUGCUGCUUUCAGAUAGACAUCCCUAGACACUGAGUUGGUGUUGUGGCUAAAUUUGAUGACUUAGAUAAGGGCAAAAUAUUUGAGAAAGAGUAAAAAGGCUUGGGCCCAGGUCAUUGCUGCUUGCAGCUAGCCUAUAUGUAUAAUUCUUCUUUUGGGGGAACAACAGAUGAUACACACUGAGUACACAAAACAUUAAGAACACCUGCUCUUUCCAUGACAUAGACUGACCUGGUGAAAGCUAUGCUCCCUUAUUGAU